Phodopus roborovskii (desert hamster) is the source of this 4966-nucleotide messenger RNA. Its product is annotated as zinc finger protein 180. The record is from RefSeq and is a predicted model, not a curated record. Bases 241 to 3042 code for a protein of 933 amino acids. The transcript is spliced from 6 exons. Lineage: Eukaryota; Metazoa; Chordata; Mammalia; Rodentia; Cricetidae.
GUGGGCGCCGGCUGUGGCCCGGCUUCGUGGCGGGGCCCCGCCAGAACGGAGCGACCCCGUGGAUGCCAAACUAAAGCCACUUAAGCUAUGUCGGAUAUGCGUCGGGAUAGGGCCAGGACGCUGUGAACCCCACUCUGCCCCGACGCGGAGUCGUGCGCGGCUCAGGCCCGCCCCGGGCGGCCCACACGCUGCGGGCUCGCGGACACCCAGAGCUGGCACCUGGCUGCAUCUGGAGGAGACAUGGAGCAGCAAGAUGAUGAGUCUCUGGAGUCCCCGCAGGCCUGUGUGGAGAACUUUGUUCUACCCCAAGAGAUGAUCAUCGAAGUGGAGGGAGAAGAUGCUGGGCCACUGGACACCAUGCCCCAGGAAAGCACAGAUUUCAAGAUUGUGACCGUGGACCUCACUGAGGAGGAACAGAGCACUUGGCACAAUGCCCAGAGAACCCCAGAGAGAAGUGUGACCCUGGAGGGCCCCAGGGACCUGUGGGACUUGCCAGCUGUGCAUGGAAUAGAAGAAACCUCAAAGCAGACUGUCUUUGAUGAAGAAGCAUCCCAUGAAGUGAAGAUAGAGAGAUUGGCAAGGGAGGAUCCUUCGGUCUCCUCCUGUGAAGAAGGCCGUGCGUCUAAGGAGCAGUUGGAGAAACAACCAGAAAAGCAGGAGGAAGAGGCCUUUCCCCAAGCAAGAGCUGGUACCCCUGAGACGGUCUACAGGAGCGCUGAACUUGAUAGGAGUUGCCUGAGUUCCAGCCGGUGUUCUUUCCCCAUGAUUCCUCUCAGAAACCAUUUUCAUAAACAGGCACCACGUGUUAAAAAGUUGCAUGAUGACGCUGAUGCAGACAGUCAUCAGAAGGGUGGUGAUAAUGCAGAGCUCUCUAAAGAUGACAACUACGGAAACGCCCUUCAGAGUGUUCAUCUCACUCAGUUUACAGGAGCCCCAAAAGGAGGUCAGUCUUAUGAAUUUAAUGGCCGCGUUUCAUCAUUUGGCCAUGGCACACCCCUAAAUCUCCAUGAAAAAGUUCGUAUAGAAGGUAAAACCUUUGGCUUUAAAGGGCGUGGACAAGUUUUGAACCAUAACAUAUCCCUCAAUGAACAACAGAGAAUUCCUUUUAAAGAGGGCCAGUAUAAAUGUAGUAAAAGUGCCCCAAGUCCAUCUCUUCCUCAGAACAUGAGAAACUAUCCUGAAGAGAAACGUUUUGAAUGUAAAUACUGUGGCAAGUCCUUCAGUUGGAGUUCACAUCUCAUUGCACACCAAAGAACUCAUACAGGGGAGAAGCCGUACAAGUGCAACCUGUGUGGGAAGUUCUUCACCCGGAGCUCUCAUGUUGUUUCCCAUCAGAGAAUUCAUACUGGAGAGAAACCAUACAGAUGCAAUCUGUGUGGGAAAUCUUUUACCCAGAGGUAUGUUCUUGUGGUGCAUCAAAGAACUCACACUGGUGAGCGGCCUUAUGAGUGCAGCCAGUGUGGGAAGUCGUUCAGGCAGAGCUACAAACUUAUUGCGCAUCAAAGGACUCACACCGGAGAGAAGCCGUACGAGUGCACUCAGUGUGGGAAAUCCUUCAUCCAGAGCUACAAGCUUAUUGCGCAUCAGAAAAUUCAUUCUGGAGAGAAGCCUUAUGAAUGCAAUCACUGUGGGAAGUCCUUUAGUCAGAGCUAUAAGCUGGUCGCACAUCAGAGGACUCACACUGGAGAAAAGCCUUUUGAGUGUAAUUACUGUGGGAAAUCAUUCAGCUGGAGUUCCCAGCUCGUCUCGCACCAAAGGACACACACAGGAGAGAAACCUUAUGAGUGCAGUGAGUGUGGGAAAUCAUUCAACCGCAGUUCACAUCUGGUCAUGCAUCAGAGAACACACACUGGAGAGAAGCCGUAUCAGUGCAAGCAGUGUGGGAAAUCCUUCAGCCAGAGCUAUGUUCUGGUGGUUCACCAGAGGACCCACACUGGAGAGAAGCCCUACGAGUGCAGCCAGUGUGGCAAGACCUUCAGGCAGAGCUCCUGCUUCACUCAGCACCAGAGGACCCACACUGGAGAGAAGCCCUACGAGUGUAACCAGUGCGGGAAAACGUUCAGCCUGAGUGCUCGGCUCAUCGUCCACCAGCGAACUCACACCGGGGAGAAACCUUACAAGUGCGGCCAGUGUGGGAAAGCAUUCAUUAGCAGUUCUAAGCGCAGUAGGCACCAGAGGGUGCACACAGGAGAGAAACCAUACAAGUGUGAGGAGUGUGGGAAGGUCUUCAGCCAGAGUGCCUACCUGCAUGCACACCAGAGAGUUCACACCGGAGAGAAACCAUACAAGUGUGAGGAGUGUGGGAAGUGCUUCAGUAGGAGUUUCUACCUGCAAGGCCACCAGAGAGUUCACACCGGAGAGAAACCAUACAAGUGUGAGGAGUGUGGGAAGGAGUUCAGUCGGAAUUCAUACCUACAAGACCACCAGAGAGUUCACACCGGGGAGAAACCAUACAAGUGUGAGGUUUGUGGGAAGGGCUUCAGUCGGAGUUCAAACCUUCAAGGCCACCUUAGAGUCCACACUGGAGAGAAACCAUACAAGUGUGAGGAGUGUGGGAAGGGCUUCAGAUGGAACUCUAAUCUGCAAAUUCAUCAGCGGGUUCACACAGAGGAAAAAUUGUAUAGGUGUGGAGAAUGUGGCAAAGGCUUCAGCAAGGCCUCCACUCUGCUGGCCCAUGAGAGAGUCCACAUGGGAGAGAAGCCUUACCAGUGUGAUGAGUGUGGGAAGGCCUACAUUCGGUCUUCCAGUCUCCAGAUCCAUUACAGGGUCCACACCGGGGAGAAGCCAUACAAAUGUGAGGUGUGUGGGAAGGGCUUCAGCCAGAGGUCACAUCUUCAAGCUCAUCAGCGAGUCCACACGGGGGAGAAACCCUACACGUGUGACACUUGUGGUAAGGGAUUCAGUAGGAACUCAGGCCUUCUGAUCCAUCGAAGAGUCCAUAGCAGUGAUGAGUUCUGUAGGAGUGAAGAGUACAGGAGUGGUCAUCCUUCUGAGAACCUAUGCCGAAAUGAAGGUUUGCCGAAUACCGUCCUGUUGUGUUAAUGAAAAUGUAGUUCCUGUAUCUCGUUUGAAUGUCAGUGGUGGUUGGGAAACAACCUAACUAGAGAUUUCCAAAAAUCUCAACAACAUGCGCAUGAGCAGGAAUUAACAAAAGCACGAUUGUAGGCAGGAGUUUCAUGUCUCGUAGCCUGUCCAUCCCAACUACCAGGCAGGUGCUUCCCAAAUUACCACUCAGAGUCUUAAUAUGACUUAUGACCAUUUGACCGAUAGCUCAGGCUUAUUACAAACUACACUUACAUUUCAGGUUAACCAUACUCCGUAUUUACACUGCCACAUCAUGGUACCUUUUCUCAGUGUGCUAUACCCAUCUCACACUUCCCCUCUAUCCCGUCUCUCCUGAAUCUGCCCCCCUCCUUCCCAAUAUCCUUAGUUUCAACACUCUGUGUAUACUUCAUGUCUGGUUACUGACCAAUUUGAGUGACAAAUCUUUACUGUGUGCAAGAUUAUUCCACAGCAUUUCUCCUUUUUGGUCUAAUUAAAAGGGAAGGUGUGAUGAUAUAGAAUUGACUUUAUUACUUAUUCAAUUACAUGAAAUAAUCAGAAAUAGAAAUAUAUAACACGUAUUUACCACAUACAGCACAAGGAAUGAUGAUUAACUAUUGGUAGGAAAAUAUGCUAGAAGCCUCAGAAUUUCAUUUAAAAAAAAAACACCAUGCCAACAGCAAGUGUUUGAAAAAAGACUUUUCCAUCACUUGGCAGAAAGCCAAGGAAAUUAUAAGAAAUGCCCUACUUCCUUUGAUAUAGCGAAGCUCCAUGACCUGUGGGAAGGAACCUAAAAGUUACCCAGUGAAAUUUGGCAGAUGGAUGUGUUUCAUUUAGCAGAAUUUGGAAAGUUAAAAUACGUACAGCAUGCCAUAGAUACUAAGUAUUUCAAUGAGCAACUGCUUUGAGUUCUUAAAUGGCUGAUUGUGUAGUCACACAUUUGUUAGAAUUUAUGGCCAUCAUGUAUCGCAGUUUAAUAAGGAUCAGGAUAAACAAUUAGGCUGAACAGAUGUUUAUUUAGGGAGAAAUAACUCACAACAUAGACAGGUGAACACCAACAGGUUCCUGCUUUCAAGAAUGCCUCCAGAAGUCCUCCUCUCCCUGUGCGGCUUGCAAGAGAGCACUGUCCCACAGCUGGGACUUAGUUCCCCAGGUCACUUCCGCCCCUGGCUCCACCCCCAAUGGGUGUGGUCAGUGCCACAGAAGGAGACAAAGUGAAUAUCCUACUACAGUCAUGACUGACAGUGCUCUAGCACAUGCUUCUUCAUAUUAUAAUAUAAAGCCACUGAAAUAGAUCAGCCUGUAUAUUUAAGGAUGUGUUGACCUCAAAGUGGGAACCAGGACAUGUGUUAUUUUGGACAACAGGUUUUGCUUUUGUUUCUACAGGAGAAGAAAAGUUAUGGAUACCAUCAAAAUUGAUAAAGGUUUGAUUUGAACAAGACAGACCUCUUAAUCAGAAGAGGUGAUAGUUCUUCAAACACCAUGACUAACAAAUGCUUUUCAUUUGAUCAAAUAUAACUUGCCAAAAGGGAACCUCCCCAAAGCUAGGGUCGAGGAAAGGAUUUGUGUUUGUCUUUUCAAGGGUUUAAGGAAUCCAGUUAAGGAAUCUCAAGGCCACAUGACAGAUGAGACAUGUAAAGAGUAAGGACAAAUGAUCCAGAAAAAGAGUGAAUUGUCCUAUCGGUAUAUCACAUUUCCAACAGAAUAAAUUUUAUAAAUUUGCCCAAAUGUUUGUUUCUGCUGUUCUCCACAGACAUAUAAUGCAUAUGGUCUUUUUGUAGUUCCAAUCCAAUUAGAGAUUAAGCUGGCUUCAGAGUUGCAGUAUACUUCUCUCCUCCUCUAAACCCAAGCAUGCUUGUUAAAGAAAAAUCUAAAAUCUCUGUCCUUUGUCAGAAGAGCCUCCUGGUAUGGGACAGAAGAAAAA